Molecule: messenger RNA, 709 nt
Organism: Glycine soja
Lineage: Eukaryota; Viridiplantae; Streptophyta; Magnoliopsida; Fabales; Fabaceae
Product: DNA-directed RNA polymerases II, IV and V subunit 9A-like
Exons: 4
Coding region: 95-439 (114 amino acids)
Biological process (GO): DNA-templated transcription; transcription initiation at RNA polymerase II promoter; maintenance of transcriptional fidelity during transcription elongation by RNA polymerase II
Cellular component (GO): RNA polymerase II, core complex
Molecular function (GO): DNA-directed RNA polymerase activity; zinc ion binding; nucleic acid binding
Source: RefSeq, a predicted model, not a curated record
GACAGCGGGCCAUAGGAGGGAAAACAGGAGCACCCAAAAGGAGCGAAGAAGGAACAUCGAGUAGCUUCGCUACUCCCUUCUCAUCGUUGCCAAGAUGAGUGCCAUGAAAUUUUGCCGUGAAUGCAAUAACAUUUUGUACCCUAAGGAAGACAGAGAACAGAAGGUUCUUCUCUUCGCUUGCCGCAACUGCGACCAUCAGGAGGUUGCUGAUAACUUCUGUGUGUAUAGGAAUGAGAUACAGCACCCUGUAGGAGAGCGCACUCAGGUGUUGCAGGAUGUAGCUGCAGAUCCAACGCUUCCUCGAACCAAGUCUGUUCGCUGCACUCAAUGCAAUCAUGGUGAAGCUGUCUUUUUCCAGGCAACUGCUAGAGGGGAAGAAGGAAUGACACUUUUUUUCGUUUGCUGCAACCCAAACUGUGGACACCGAUGGAGAGACUGAAGUUUGUGCUUCCUCGGAUCAAGAUUCAAUGUUGGGGAGAUCUAACAUAUUUUAUUUGUAUUUGGCUUAGCUUAUUUUGAGAAGUUAAUCUUUUUUUUUUCUUGUCAACUUCCUGAAAAACUAAUGAAAAAAAAAACUGCUGCUCAAAAUCUAACCUAAAACAAAGAUGGGCUUUGUGGUCCACCCUAUGAUAGAGGAGAGAUAAUUUGUGGUUAUCUGAAAAAACAUGGCUGAUGCGGGGACAGUAAUACUGAUGUGUUGUUACCUACA